Molecule: messenger RNA, 599 nt
Organism: Solanum verrucosum
Lineage: Eukaryota; Viridiplantae; Streptophyta; Magnoliopsida; Solanales; Solanaceae
Product: photosystem II 10 kDa polypeptide, chloroplastic
Exons: 6
Coding region: 21-437 (138 amino acids)
Biological process (GO): photosynthesis
Cellular component (GO): photosystem II oxygen evolving complex; photosystem II; thylakoid membrane
Source: RefSeq, a predicted model, not a curated record
AGAAAAGGUAAUAGGAGAAAAUGGCAAGCACAGUAAUGAGCUCAUUGAGCCUAAAGCCAGCUUUCACUUUGGAGAAAACAUCAGUGAAAGGGCUUCCAUCACUUGCUAGAUCUUCUUCUUCCUUCAAAGUUGUGGCUAGUGGUGUCAAGAAGCUUAAGACUGACAAACCCUAUGGAAUUAAUGGAAGCAUGGCCUUGAGAGAUGGCGUUGAUGCCUCAGGCAGGAAGCCCAAGGGAAAGGGUGUGUACCAAUAUGUUGACAAAUAUGGAGCUAAUGUUGAUGGAUACAGUCCCAUCUACAACACAGAUGAGUGGUCUCCAAGUGGUGAUGUCUAUGUUGGAGGUACUACUGGCUUAGCCAUAUGGGCCGUGACCUUGGUUGGCAUUCUUGCAGGAGGUGCUCUCCUUGUCUACAACACAAGUGCUUUGGCACAGUAGAUAUUCUUGUUUUGUACUAUUUUAAGUUGUAUUCCAGAUCGCAUCAUGUAAUCUUUUCAAAAAUACUUCAAAAUAUUUCCUGGCAUCUUGAUUAAUAUGUAAUUGCUGUGAUUUUACUGUGGAUAAUAUUACACCUAAUGUUCCUGUUUUAGGUUCUUAUAA